Messenger RNA from Rattus rattus (black rat), 1693 nucleotides. It is a transcript of the gene Sgo1, whose product is annotated as shugoshin 1. The record is from RefSeq and is a predicted model, not a curated record. NCBI's taxonomy places the organism in Eukaryota, Metazoa, Chordata, Mammalia, Rodentia, Muridae. The transcript is spliced from 8 exons. Gene Ontology annotation, cellular component: chromosome, centromeric region; nucleus. Gene Ontology annotation, biological process: meiotic chromosome segregation.
GUUUCACUAUGUAGCCCAAGCUUGAGUCUAUGAUCCACCUGCCUUAGCCUUUUAGUAGCUUGGAUUAUUCUACAACACCUGACUAUUAAUAUUUCUAAGCUGAAAAAUCAAAAUUACUGCUUUUGAAACAAAGAUGGUUAAGGAAAGGUGUCAGAAAAGGUCCUUUCAAGAUACUCUUGAAGACAUUAAGAAGCGAAUGAAAGAAAAAAGGAAUAAAAACCUGGCGGAGGUUGGCAAACGCAAAUCCUUUAUUGUUGCACCGUGCCAAGUACCCACUAACACUUCUACACUACUAAAAUAUUACCAAGAUAACAACAGGUUGCUAGUUUUGGCUUUGGAAAAUGAGAAAUCCAAAGUGAGAGAAGCACAGGAUAUCAUCCUACAGCUGAGAAGAGAAUGCUACUACCUCACCUGCCAGCUGUGUACACUGAAAGAGAAGCUAACCUCCCGACAACGUGAAGAAGGUGCCCAGCAGAACUGGAAAGAACAUCCCUCAGAAGUGGUCUCCAGCAGUGAAAAUAUGACCAGGGACUUUGACAAUUCGACCAGGGACUUGUCUGUGAAGACCUUACAGCAAACUGCUCUUGAAGAAACUGACUGUCCCUUCCAAGCCACGGAAGCAAGUCCUACUGCUACACCAGAGACACUGGGUUGUGAUUUUGAUUCGGAUAAAGUCAACUCUACUGAUGAAGUCUUACCUAGAACUGUAUCUUCCCGUCAGCACUUAAGGAGAGACUUCAGUAAUGUAAGUAAAGCCAGUUCAAGAGAGGAGCCGUCCUUGGAGGUUAAAAGAAGUAGAUGUAAAGACCUAACUGUAACCCUGCAUAGGCUUGACAAUGUAGAACAAAAUGUUUAUCUGUGGAACAAAGAGCAAAUUAACUUAUGCCCUCGACUGAUUAGCCCAGCAAAGAUUACUAAACCACAAGAAGCCAUUUCAUCAUCUAAACCUGAACAAAAAGAGAUCAAGCAUAAACGAGCGCAAAAAAGAAGAGCAGAGCAAAGAAGAACCAACCAGAGAUGCAAGUCAAACUUCUCAUUGAGGAGUAAGGGCAGCAAAGGCAAAGAAAAGCGGACUUUACCCCCGAAUUCGCUGGAUGGGUGUGUUGGUUCCAGUGAUGCUUACGAUUUUAAUCUAAAAGAACGUGUUCACCACACCCCUUUCCGACAAAAAAUGAAGGAUGGCUCCAAUAGAGAAACCGACAGCAUCAACUCAGAAGUGAGUGCAUGCAGUACCUCUGAGGGCGAGUCUGACUACGACGACCCCUAUCUGCCUCCUUACAAGCGCUUGCAAGACUACACGGGGUCAGAGGAACCAGUUACCAGGCCUCGCUCUAAAAGAGGCUCUACCUACCCAGACGAGAAAGCGGUGGAGGAGGUGCUGCCACCCACAGCUCCCACUGGUACCCCACCUGAGACUCAAGAGUCACCUCACCGAGGCCUAAAGGAUGUCACCAAUAGCUUGCGGCGUCCUAUAGUGAAAAGCAGGAAGCUUUCUCUGGCUCCAAAACGGCAUGAAGACAGCCCAGCAGUGUCUCUGCGCAGGAGUACCACCAUCAUAAGCUAUAAAGAGCCGACACUCAAUUCGAAGCUAAGAAGAGGGGACCCUUUUACAGACUUGUGUUUCUUGAAUUCUCCUAUUUUCAAGAAGAAAAAGGAAAUGAGACAUCGUAAAAGAACAAAGUAAACACAAUAA